AUCAAGUCAAGUGAGGAUAUUCUGAAGCAUGCAUCAAAAUUGCUGAAAGCUGAACUUCCCGUUUCAGUAAGAUUAAUAGGUCUUAGAGUAUCACAGUUUAACGGAGAUAAAAGUGGUAGUGGUGCUACCCCUGGUCGUACACAGAAGACUAUUACCAAUUUCAUUACUUCAGGAGAAGCCAAUAGGAAAAAGGACCCUUUUUCAGAUGUUACAGAUCAUGACUUUAUCAGUGAUAUAGAAACUGAUCCUUCGAUUGAUGUUGGGCACACAAGCCAGCUUGAUAGCAGAGAUCCUUUUGAUGGUAAUCAUUCAUUAGAUGUAAAUCACCAAAGCUGCACUCUCUGGAAAAAUGAUGGUGCAGAGAAGGUACAAACUUCUGGUAAUGAUGCUGCAAGUUCUCACCACAGUGCAUGUACAGAGAUGCUUGGAUCAACUUCAUUCCAGGGGAAGUUUGAGGGGAAAAAUGUGAAUGAUGGGUCUAAUCUUCUGGAGGAGGAUAGACUUAAUUCUUGUCAGGAAACAACAAUGUUGUGGUUGAAUGACUAUAAAUGUUCACUCUGUGGAAUAGAACUUCCUCCAAGUUUUGUUGAGGAAAGAUUAGAGCAUUCUGAUUUCCAUUUUGCUGAGAAGCUUCAAAAGGAAGAAUCAAGUAUUCGCCAAACAUCUAUUCCGAUUCAAAGUCAGGAUCAAAAGCACCGAAUCAAUAGACAAAGCAAAUCCAAGAAGCAAAAGUUGUCGCAGAGAGAGGGCCGAUAUACGCCCAUUGAUUAUUUUUUUGUUAAGGAGUAAUCAAAGCUUUAAGUUAUUAUUGUAUAAUUUGUAUCUUAUUUU
This is a messenger RNA of Lathyrus oleraceus (garden pea), 831 nucleotides long. Its product is annotated as DNA polymerase kappa-like. Gene Ontology annotation, molecular function: DNA-directed DNA polymerase activity. Gene Ontology annotation, biological process: error-prone translesion synthesis. The transcript has 4 exons. The annotation marks the transcript as partial. Lineage: Eukaryota; Viridiplantae; Streptophyta; Magnoliopsida; Fabales; Fabaceae. Gene Ontology annotation, cellular component: nucleus. The record is from RefSeq and is a predicted model, not a curated record.